Scomber japonicus (chub mackerel) is the source of this 1320-nucleotide messenger RNA. Its product is annotated as carbohydrate sulfotransferase 8-like. Gene Ontology annotation, cellular component: membrane. The coding region runs from base 1 to 1320 and encodes 439 amino acids. Lineage: Eukaryota; Metazoa; Chordata; Actinopteri; Scombriformes; Scombridae. Gene Ontology annotation, biological process: proteoglycan biosynthetic process; carbohydrate biosynthetic process. The transcript has 4 exons. Gene Ontology annotation, molecular function: sulfotransferase activity. The record is from RefSeq and is a predicted model, not a curated record.
AUGCUGUUGGUGAAGUGGAGAAUGGUGGUGGACUCCCUGUGUGGACGAAAGAGGAGGGUGCCCUGUUCCUUCUGGUUUCUCCUGUUGUUCGCUGCUGGAGGUCUGGUUCUCUUCAUCCACCAACAGGAUCUGUCAGAGAUGGCCCAACAACAAGGCCCAGGCGUGAAGCUGGGAAGCACUCCACGGCAGUCCAGAGAGACUCUUUCCACCCAAGACAGGAAGAGAGACAAAUCUGACAAUUAUCACGACCUGCAAACAUCAGAAGGCAUCUUGUCCAGCCCAAUCCCUCCAAUGCAGUUCCCACACUUUGAGAAGAGUGGACAGAUGGCUACCCCUGAGUCCCCGGAGCAGGACAUUGGCUUGAUUCGUGUCUCCAAAAGACAGCGCAAACUGCUGAAAACCACUCCUCCAAUCCAUCAUACCACCAAUAAUGUUUCCUCCUCCUCUUCCUCUUCUUCCACCUCUUCCUCAACUUCAAUUUUGUGGAGAAAGCUCUCCAAUAUCCUGGAAGCACGUCGACAACUGAUGAAGGAGAUGUGUGCUAAGUACAAAAGCAGCAUCUCCAGGACUGUCACACGUCAUCAUGUGAAAGACAUCUUUGUUGAGGACAAGUACAAGUUGUUGUACUGCCAGAUACCCAAGGCGGGCUGUUCCAACUGGAAGAGGACCCUAAUAGUGCUAGCAGGCAAGGCCUCUGAUAUUCAGACCCUUAAACAUGACACGGUCCACAAUGGAAAUCAUCUCAGGACGCUCAACAGCUUUGACCAAAAGGGAAUCAUGUACCGACUGAAAUCCUACACCAAAGUCAUGUUUGUCCGAGAGCCCUUGGAGAGACUAGUGUCUGCUUACAGGGACAAGUUUGAGAAUCCCAACGACUACUACCACUCCUUGUUUGGGAAACCCAUCAUCAACAAAUACAGGGUGAACGCGUCCAAGGCAGCCCUGGAGACAGGCAAUGGGGUCACAUUCCAUGAGUUUGUCCAGUAUCUGCUGGACGUCCAUCGACCUGUUGGAAUGGACAUCCAUUGGGAGCAGGCGAAUCAGAUCUGCAAUCCUUGUCACAUAGACUAUGACUUUAUCGGCAAGUUUGAGAACAUGGAGGAAGAGUCCAACUUUCUCCUGCGACUGACUGGGGCCCCGCCCAACCUCAAGCUGCCCAAUUUUAAAGAUAGGAACCCAGCCGACAAGAAGACCUCUACAGCAAUCACACAAACAUACUUUUCACAGGUCAGCUUAUUGGAGAGACAGCGAGUCUAUGACUUCUACUACAUGGACUAUCUGAUGUUUAACUACUCCAAGCCUUUUAAAGAUUUAUAUUGA